Cottoperca gobio is the source of this 1244-nucleotide messenger RNA. RefSeq names its product tetratricopeptide repeat domain 9C (gene ttc9c). The transcript is spliced from 4 exons. Bases 149 to 826 code for a protein of 225 amino acids. The record is from RefSeq and is a predicted model, not a curated record. Gene Ontology annotation, molecular function: protein binding. Lineage: Eukaryota; Metazoa; Chordata; Actinopteri; Perciformes; Bovichtidae.
UUGUGGCAGUACCGCUACAUGAAGUUGAAGUUUUGACCACUUCAUAAGAAAACAAGGAAGCGCCAGUACAUCAGCAGAAUGAUUGUCAACUGCAAGAAGUAGCUGUCCGUUGAUUUCUUUUCAGUGGCGUGUAAGCAAACUUUCACAAAUGGAGGCUGGAGGAGGAGAUGAGUGUAUGGAUGUGCAGGAGGCAGCGGCAGCAGCAGAACCAAUUUUUUCUCGACACCGACAGACUUCUGCAAAGCCGGUUUGGACUUCGCUAGAGGAGGCAGCCCAAAUGAAAACCGAAGGGAAUGCUUUGUACAGGGAGAAGAACAUUCGCUCAGCCAUCGGGCGUUAUCACCGAGCUCUGCUGGUCCUCAGAGGCCUCGACUCUGAAGUGAUGGCGUCAGUGAAAGGGUUUGGACCUGAGAUGCCUGCGCUCACACCUGAACAGGAGGCUUUACUGAGAAACACACAAGUGGACUGCUACAACAACUUAGCUGCCUGUUUGCUGCAGAGACAGAGCGUUGACUAUUCUCGUGUGCGGGACUACAGCCUGCGGGUGCUGCAGUGGCGACCAGGUGAUGUCAAAGCGCUGUACAGGGCAGGAGUAGCCACUCUGGAGAUGGGAGAUGCACAGACUGCCAAACAGUACCUCACCCAGGCCUGCAGAGAGCAGCCUAAUGAUGCCAAUGUGAGGAAACACCUGCAGAGAGCUGAGGACAAACUGAAUCGGGAGUUGCAAAAAGAGAGAGCCAUGUACCGAGACAUGUUUUCCCCGAGCCUGAAGAGCAGCUCUGGAGAAGGGAUUAACCAAACAAACGGAGCCGGUGAAGGAGUUUGAGCCUGCCAGCUCAACCCGCCAAAUGAAUCCUCAAACUGAGAGAGACUGUGUUCACCCUCAACUGAUCACAAACCAACGAAGAAUGUUCACACAUCUUGAAUCAUUUUACUGUGUCUCCUUUAGGUGUUUAUGAGAUGAGAAUAGUAAGAAUUAUACAGAAUACCAGAAAGCGGUGAGUAAGAAAACUAAAGAUGUCGCUGCUGAAAAUAGAAAACAGUUAGGACAAGUUAGUUUCCUAGCAACACGGAUGCAAAGCCGUGUUUUUAAAUCUGGAUAUUUCACAAAUGCCUCUGAAAGCUAAAGUGGGACUCGUGCACUACUCAAAGUUCUGAUUAUGCCUUCAUGAUUGCAGUUGUCAGUGCUGUGAAUGUUUGAUUUUGUGAGAUUUCAAUUAAAAUAUUUUUUUAUAAAUAACGUA